Molecule: messenger RNA, 824 nt
Organism: Alnus glutinosa
Lineage: Eukaryota; Viridiplantae; Streptophyta; Magnoliopsida; Fagales; Betulaceae
Exons: 1
Coding region: 62-739 (225 amino acids)
Source: RefSeq, a predicted model, not a curated record
CACCUAGUGCAAAUUAGCCUCUCGAUCGUAGGCCUGAAAAGCAAAGUUAAAGAAACCGGCCAUGGCAAACCUCUGUUUCUUCCUCUCCUCCCUUCUAGUCCUAGCAGCCCUGGACAGUACCCACGCAGUGAGGUACAUUAUCGUGAACCGGGCCGAAACAACUCCAGGCGGUAUCCGGUUCGAUAAUGAGCUGGGCGUCGACUACACUCGAAAUACAAUGAUGUCUGCCACCAACUUCAUCUGGAAAAUCUUUCAACAAAGCAACGAGACAGAUAGAAUGAGAGUCCAGCGUGUGUGCCUCUUCGUCGAUGAUAUGGACGGGAUCGCGUACGCUAUCAACGACGAAAUUCACGUCGGUGCCAACUAUAUUGGAAACAUAACGAUGGAUAUCGAGUGGGAUUUCAGUGGAGUGCUCUACCAUGAAUCGACACACAUAUGGCAGUGGAAUGGUAACAAUCAGGCUCCAGGAGGAUUGAUCGAAGGAAUUGCUGAUUUUGUGAGGUUGAAGGCUGAUUAUGCGCCUCCUCACUGGGUGCAGCCAGGAGGUGGAGAUCGGUGGGACGAGGGCUACUCGGUGACGGCGCGGUUUUUAGACUAUUGUAAUGAUCUUAUGGAUGGGUUUGUAGCAAAACUCAACAAAAAGAUGAGAGAUGGCUAUAGUGACAACUACUUUGUGGAGCUGACAGGAAAGACAGUUGAUCAGCUUUGGAGUGACUACAAGGCCUACUAUGGAGAUUAGUCUAUAAAUGUGACUAAGAUGAUUGAGAUGCAGUGUACGUUAAUUUGUUAUCAUCGCAAAAUAAAUAUACUUUUGAUCUGUGAUA